UUCCUUCCUGUCUGUGUUUGUGUCGAAUGCGUGGUGUGUGUGAGUGAGCGAGAGAGGGGAAAGCGUGGUGCUUGGAAGUCUGGGGAGAUCUGGGCCUGUUUUGUAAAUAUUUAAGAAAAUAUUAGUUAUUUUUUAUUUCUAAACCUGAAUAACCAGGUUUGGCAGUUUAUUUUUGUAGAUUACUGUUAAUAUAUUUAAAAUACACGAGGAUUCCCUAAAGAUGUCUUCAGGUUGUCAAAAGACCACAAGCAGAGCAAUCCCAACACGACGAGUGAUUGUCAACGACGCUACCCAAAUGCCGAUUGAUUAUUCAACAACACCAGGAGGAACAUUAUUCAGUACAACCCCGGGAGGCACUAAAAUUAUCUAUGAUCGCAAGUUCCUGAUGGAAUGUCGCAACUCCCCUGUGGCUCGAACCCCACCUCGGUUUCUCCCCAACAUUCCAGGGGUCACCAGCCCCAACAGAGAGGAGGACAAACCUGGAACCAACCACACCGAACCGAACCACGUUGCAACCAACAGCAAUCACCUGGACAAGCCGUCUGGGGAUGACGCACAGUUCGAGAUGGACAUCUAAGACAUGCAGAGGAUCUCUAUUCCAAAGAGAAAGAAAUAUGACGACAGAGGGAGAACAAAUAAGAGAGGUGUUUAAGUCAACACUGUUUGGCUAUAGCCCACUUUCUGAAGUCUCAGUGACCAGUUACUCUCUCUUCUCUGCAAAUUUGAGUGAAAAAUAAAUAGGGCGGAAAAUUAUUUUGUUUGUACUACAAUCAAGGUAACUACUGAGAAUAAAUUUGUGUUGCUGCUAUCAGUGCACAUUUUGGAAAUUUGGUACCUGGGUGUCUAAUCCACCCUGUGUUAUACAGUAUGAAUGUGUGUACUUCUACAGAGAACACAGAAUGCACCAACUUAAGUGAAAAUCAGUAGGGUAAAUUACAUUGUGUCAGAAGCCAGAAUUUUCUGAGUGAGAUACAUUAAUACAGUUUCUUGUUCAUUCAGUUCUUGUUUAUGUAGAACCACAAGCUCUGAAAAUGCCAAGCCAGGAACCCAAAGACCUGUUUUUUUUCCGGUUUCAGGAUUUUUGUAUUACUUCAAAAGCACAAGCAUGAUAAAGUAUUUAGUGCAUAAAUUACCAUAAGUAUUUGCCAAACAACCUACAAAAAAUUGAUUUCUCUCCCAAAGUAUCAUUUCAGAAUUAAAAAUACAUUUUUUAUUGCUGGUAAUGCUGGACAUGAAGAAGCACAUUUUACCAGGAUAUAAUGAUGGAAUCAGGAAGAAAUAAACAAAAUACAUGACA
Messenger RNA from Lepisosteus oculatus (spotted gar), 1297 nucleotides. RefSeq names its product eukaryotic translation initiation factor 4E-binding protein 1-like. Gene Ontology annotation, cellular component: cytoplasm. The record is from RefSeq and is a predicted model, not a curated record. Lineage: Eukaryota; Metazoa; Chordata; Actinopteri; Semionotiformes; Lepisosteidae. Gene Ontology annotation, biological process: negative regulation of translational initiation. Gene Ontology annotation, molecular function: eukaryotic initiation factor 4E binding.